UAUAUACAAUAAAAGAGAAAUCGGGGAUCAAGUUUUUGAUACUCAGAGUUCAAUUAAGGUCGAAAUGGGUCGCUAUAAAUCGAAGGUUCAACUCAGUUUGAUCAAAGACCAGAACCAACGAAAGAUUACAUGCCAAAAAAGAAAGGCAGGAUUAAAGAAGAAGGCCUAUGAGUUAUCCACCCUCUGCGACAUUCCGGUCCUCGCAUUAUUCUUUGAUCCAAGCACCGGAGAGGUCGACUCAUGGCCCGAAAAUGCUCAAGAAGCAAGAGAGAUCAUGGAGAGGUACAUGAGCUCUAGCAAGAAAUCCCGAGAGGAGAGCACAUUCAGCCCUCCAAGCUUCAAUAAAGCUCAAACCUGCGAGCUGCAAUCUGAUCUCAAGAAUGCCCGCCUAGCAAAGCUCCAGAGGUUGGAAGCUAAGAUCAAAUCUGUUGACGAGAGGAUUCAGCUGCUUGAGAAAGGGCAUAUUAUGGCUGAGGGAAGCUCUGAACUAGGGAACAGUACAUACCGGCAAGACUCGAUGCAAGAGAGUGUCAGGUGUGAUUCUCCUUGUGAAGUGAUGAUGCUUGGCCAAUCUGAUGUUGAUAAGGGCACUGGCAUUCCAAAUAUCGAUUUAGUCAACAACAGGAUCGAGUUUGUUGAGAAUGGCAGUAACAAUUAUGUUGUUUCGAAUGAAAGUUUGGAGAAAGAGAGAACUGCAUUCUGGCAAGAUUUGUUGAUGGAAGAUAGUAUGCCAGAGUACAGUUUUGGAGCUUUUCUAGACUUUGAACUGGACAGCUUCACUGUGAAUCUGCAGGUGGGAAAUUGUGAUGGAGGAGCCCAUUACAUUAAUUUUGCCAAAUUUGAUCAUUUGGGUGUGGAGCUUAUGCAGGAUUAUCCUCUGUCCAGUGAUUUUUAUGCUCCGGAGGAACUCCCAUUGUUUUACUGAACAGAGCCAUUCGUAGAAGGAGAUGGGCUAUAUUGGUUCAGCUUCGGGUAUGGAAGGAGCAAUUUUGUUUGUA
Molecule: messenger RNA, 998 nt
Organism: Asparagus officinalis (garden asparagus)
Lineage: Eukaryota; Viridiplantae; Streptophyta; Magnoliopsida; Asparagales; Asparagaceae
Product: MADS-box transcription factor 14-like
Exons: 2
Coding region: 65-925 (286 amino acids)
Biological process (GO): positive regulation of transcription by RNA polymerase II
Molecular function (GO): DNA-binding transcription factor activity, RNA polymerase II-specific; RNA polymerase II cis-regulatory region sequence-specific DNA binding; protein dimerization activity
Source: RefSeq, a predicted model, not a curated record